Penicillium manginii is the source of this 357-nucleotide messenger RNA. RefSeq lists its product as uncharacterized. Lineage: Eukaryota; Fungi; Ascomycota; Eurotiomycetes; Eurotiales; Aspergillaceae. The record is from RefSeq and is a predicted model, not a curated record. The transcript is spliced from 2 exons. The coding region runs from base 1 to 357 and encodes 118 amino acids.
AUGGCUUCAUCAGCGCGUACAAUGCAACAAUCCCCUUUUGACGAAUCCAGGAUGCGAACACCGCGAAUUGGGGAGUGCAAUUCUCCGACCUCAGGAGGUAAUCAGAGCAGACGAUAUUUAUCGCCAGGACGCCUCAAGGCAGUGGGUUUCGAGGGCCAACAGCUUACCGCAACUGCCGCAGAUGUGAAGUUGCAGGAACAGAACGAGGCAAUAUGGACUUCAAUCAUCUGGCGAAUGCUCAGCAUCAUUCUGCGCUUAUUCAUAACCGCAGACACAUUCGGGCUAUGCCACCACAGCCGUCAGCGAGAUGAAGACACCGUGGGUGAAGGUACACCGAUUGUCGCUAGCGAUUUAUGA